Messenger RNA from Corapipo altera (White-ruffed manakin), 1892 nucleotides. Its product is annotated as zinc finger protein 239-like. Bases 409 to 1572 code for a protein of 387 amino acids. NCBI's taxonomy places the organism in Eukaryota, Metazoa, Chordata, Aves, Passeriformes, Pipridae. The transcript has 3 exons. The record is from RefSeq and is a predicted model, not a curated record.
AUUAAAUUGUAACUCUGACUUAUAAUCUCUUUUGAGUUGAGUUCAUUUCUCCUGCCGGUUUACCUUUAAACCAGCACACCCUGGAGAAGGGACCCCUGGGACCUCUGAAACCCUUGGCAUUCCUAAGUGGGACCCUGGAGAGGGGGCAAUCCCAGAACCACAAAGUGGGGGAACCACAGAGGCACAGAGGCUUGGGAUUCCCAGGACCCCCUGGCAGCUUGGAGAGGGUGGUGACCCCAGAGAGGGGGAACCCCCAAUACAUGUGGGACCCCCAGCAGCCUGGCCAGGAGGACCCCUAGAACCCCAAAAUGGAGAGACCAGAGAGGGGGAUCUCCUGGGAGGGUUUUUUGGGGCUGAAUAUUUGUAUUUUGGAGGUUUUUACAGUCGCAAGAUGCUUGGCUUUUAGAUAUGGACUUGGACUGGAGGAACCCCCAACCCAAUGUGCUCCCACCUUGUUUUUGCUCCUCAAAACAGGAUUUCUCCUUCCUUGGCCAGAUGGAGGAGGAGGAUACAAGGAAGAGGAAGAUGCUGUGGAACACCCAUGCAGGCCCUGAGCUGAGGACGGAGAGCACGGAGGACAAAUCCCCCCGGCAGAACCUGGUGGGAGAGGCCGUUUUGAAGGGCUCCACGGUGCAGGAAGGCACCAGGGAGGAAAAGUCCCGGACAUUCCUCAGGAGGAGGGACUCCAAAGCCAGCCCAGGGUGCUCUGAGGAGGAAAGACUCACCCUGUGCUGGGAAGGCAACCAGAGCUUGAGCCAGAGCUCUGACCUGGUGGUCCCUGAGCAGUUUCACACUCAGGAAAAGCCCUACAAGUGCUUGGAAUGCGGGAAGAGCUUCAGAUGGAACUCCCACCUCCUCACCCACCAGCGCAUCCACACUGGGGAACGGCCCUACACGUGUGGGGAAUGUGGGAAGAGCUUCAGGCACAGCUCCCACCUCAUUACCCAUCAGAAUUUCCACAGUGGGGAACGGCCCUACACGUGUGGGGAAUGUGGGAGAAGCUUCAGCCGGAACUCUGACCUGAUCUGCCACCAGAAGAUCCACACUGGGGAACGGCCCUACAAGUGCUUGGAAUGUGGGAAGAGCUUCAGCAAGAGCACUGCCCUCCUCACCCACCAGCACCUGCACACAGGGGAACAGCCCUACACAUGUGGGGAGUGUGGGAAGAGCUUCAGCCAGAGCUCCAACCUCAUCACCCACCAGCGUGUCCACACUGGGGAAAGGCCCUACACAUGUGGGGAAUGUGGGAAAAGCUUCAGCCAGAGCUCCAGCCUGACCUGCCACCAAAAGAUCCACACUGGAGAACGGCCCUACAAGUGCUUGGAAUGCGGGAAAAGCUUCAGCAAGAGCUCCCACCUGAUUCGCCACCAGCAGAUCCACACGGGGGAACGGCCCUACAAGUGCUUGGAGUGUGGGAAGAGCUUCAACGUCAGCUCCAACCUGAUCCGCCACCAGCAGAUCCACAUCGGGGAACAGCCCUACACCUGUGGGGAGCAUGGGAAGAGCUCCAACUCCAUCACCCACCGGAGGACCCUUGUUAGGAAGAGACCUGGUGACCCACGUUCUGGGUGAUCCAUGUUGGGCACAGCCCUAGUGAUCCGUGUUCCCAGUGAUCCAUGCUGGGCAGUGUAUUGGGUUUUGGUAGCAGGGGGGGACUCCAGGGGUGGGUUCUGUGAGCAGCUGCCAGAAGCUUCCCCCAUGUCUGGCAUCUGUUCUGACCCGUCCUGAAGGUGAGGGUGACCCAGGUUCUCAUUUAUGGAUUCCUUGGGGCAGGUUAGAGUGAAAGGACAGUAAAUGAUGGCUGUUCAUAAAUAUAUAUGUGUAGGGUUUAUUUUAGAACAGUUUGGUUGCCCUGUAAAGCAGGUUUGGAGCCAUUUUGGUUCUUAUCUCUA